AUGUCUGAAUCUUUCCAGAAGGCCGUCGAGGACUCCAAGAAGCUCACUUCUAAGCCCGGUCCCGACGAGCUCCUCAAGCUCUACGCUAAGGGCAAGGCCAAGUACAACGCCUGGCAGAAGGUCGUUGAGGAUGAGCAGCUCACCCCUGAAACCGCUCAGAGCAAGUACGUUGAGCUCGUCGAGGAGCUCAAGGAGAAAUACGGCUACGACGCCAACAAGGUGCCCGAGACCGUUGGUGCCUAA
Molecule: messenger RNA, 243 nt
Organism: Fusarium coffeatum
Lineage: Eukaryota; Fungi; Ascomycota; Sordariomycetes; Hypocreales; Nectriaceae
Exons: 2
Coding region: 1-243 (80 amino acids)
Molecular function (GO): fatty-acyl-CoA binding
Source: RefSeq, a predicted model, not a curated record